CUCAGAUGAGCCCCUGCUGACUUGAGAGAAAGAGAGACCACGCUGACUGCUGAGAGGAACUGGAAGAAGAAGAAAAAAAAUCCCCAAACUCAGAAGAACUCUCUCACCAUGAGUAGCGCCGUGCUGGUGCCUCGCCUCCCAGACCCCAGCAGCAGCUUCCGCGAGGAUGCCCCGCGACCCCCGGUUCCCGGGGAGGAAGGGGAGACCCCGCCUUGCCAGCCUGGGGUGGGAAAAGGCCCGGCUGCCCAACCCGUCCCUGUGCCCUCCAACGCCAGGCGCAACGAGGAUGGGCUCGGGGAGCCCGAGGGGCGGGCAUCUCCAGACUCUCCGCUGAGCCGGUGGUCCAAGUCCUUGCUGUCCCUGCUGGGCGAUCAAGACGGUGCUUACCUCUUCCGGACUUUCCUGGAGCAGGAGAAAUGCGUGGAUACCUUAGACUUUUGGUUUGCCUGCAAUGGAUUCAGGCUGAUGAACCUGAAGGAUACCAAAACUUUACGAGUAGCCAAAGCAAUCUACAAAAGGUACAUCGAGAACAACAGCAUUGUCUCCAGGCAGCUGAAACCCGCCACCAAGACCUACAUACGCGAUGGCAUCAAGAAGCAGCAGAUCGAUUCCAUCAUGUUUGACCAGGCACAGACCGAGAUCCAGGCGGUGAUGGAGGAAAAUGCCUACCAGAUGUUUUUGACUUCUGAUAUAUACCUCGAAUACCUGAGGAGUGGGGGAGAAAACACGGCCUACAUGAGUAACGGGGGACUGGGGGGCCUGAAGGUUGUGUGUGGCUACCUCCCCACCUUGAAUGAAGAGGAGGAGUGGACUUGUGCCGACUUCAAGUGCAAACUUUCACCCACUGUGGUUGGCUUGUCCAGCAAAACUCUGAGGGCAACAGCAAGUGUGCGGUCCGCGGAGGCUGCUGAACAUGGCUACAGGUCCUUCAAGAGGAGCGAGCCCGCGAAUCCCUAUCACGUGGGCUCCGGCUACGUCUUCGCGCCGGCCACCAGCGCCAAUGACAGCGAGAUCUCCAGCGACGCGCUGACGGACGACUCCAUGUCCAUGACGGACAGCAGCGUAGAUGGGAUCCCUCCUUAUCGCAUGGGGAGUAAGAAACAGCUCCAGAGAGAAAUGCAUCGCAGCGUCAAAGCCAACGGCCAAGUGUCUCUACCUCAUUUUCCGAGAACCCACCGCCUGCCCAAGGAGGUGACCCCCAUGGAACCCGCCACCUUUGCGGCGCUGCUGAUCGCCCGCCUGCAGAAGCUGAAGAAGGAGAUGGAGAGCCGGCACAGCCUGGAGGCGCGGCUGCAGCGGAUCCGCGAGGAUGAAGAGAAGGAGGGCCCCGAGCUGGCGCUGAGCUCCAGGGAGGGAGGCCCCGCCCAGCACGCGCUCGCGCUCCUGCCCGCCGCCAGCUAUGAGGAGGACCCGCAGACCAUCCUGGAUGACCACCUGUCCAGGGUCCUCAAGACCCCCGGCUGCCAGUCUCCGGGUCUCGGCCGCUACAGCCCGCGCUCGCGCUCCCCCGACCACCACCACCACCACCACCAGCAGCAGUACCGCCCCCUGCUCCCCGCCGGGGGCAGGCCGCCCUCCGCAGGGCCCUCGGCGGCCGGCUGCCCCCUCCUGGGAGCCAAGGGCUUCGUGACCAAGCAGACCACCAAGCACGUCCACCACCACUACAUCCACCACCACGCCCUCCCCAAGACCAAGGAGGAGAUCGAGGUGGAGGCCAGCCAGAGGGCGCGCUGCCUCUGCCCCGGGGGCCCCGAGUAUUACUGCUACCCCAAAUGCAAGAGCCACCCCAGGGCGCUGGAGCCGGUGCCGCCGGAGCAGCUCGGUGCCAAAAAGGCCUACCCCGCGGAGUUCUCCCGCGCACCCCUGGCCGAGCGAAGCGGCCGGCAUCAUCUGUGGGGCGGCAGCAGUGGGCACCCCCGUGCCACCCCCCGAGCCCACCCAUUCACCCAGGACCCUGCAGUGCCACCCCUGGCCCCACCCAACACCCUGGCGCAGCUGGAGGAGGCCUGCCGCAGGCUGACCGAGGUGUCCAGGCCCUCGAGGCAGCGGUGCUGCGAGGUCAGUCAGCAGAGGGACAGGACCCCCUCUGCCACUGGCCAGACAGGAGCCACGCCCUCCUCCGACCCAAGCCCGGCUUCAGAAGACCACAAAGAGCCAAAGAAGCUGGCGGGUGUCCACGUGCUCCAGGCCAGCGAGCUGGUCGUCACUUACUUCUUCUGCGGAGAGGAGAUCCCAUACCGGAGGAUGCUGAAGGCCCAGAGCCUGACCCUCGGCCACUUUAAAGAGCAGCUCAGCAAAAAGGGGAAUUACAGGUAUUACUUCAAAAAAGCGAGCGACGAAUUCGCCUGCGGGGCGGUGUUUGAGGAAGUCUGGGACGACGAGACGGUGCUCCCCAUGUACGAAGGCAGGAUCCUGGGGAAGGUGGAGAGGAUCGACUGAGCCUCUGGCCGGCCUCGGGGCUGCGGACGCCAGAGCCCACGCCACAUGGCGCUGCAGAAACGCGUUGAAGGAACUAAACCAAUGAAGAAGACACAGAGUGGGGCCUCGGGCCGGGGUGCGGGGAGGCCUGUUUUCAUGACUCACGAGCUGGGUACUGGGGCCAGAAGAGGCUUCACUAUCUAUUAAAACCACUCUUGGCGAUUGGAGAUGCUGGCUGUACUUGAGAGACCACCAACCACCCAUGACAGAGGACUUCCUAGGGCUCUGAGAUCCAUAAACUGAGCAACUGUACAGCUCACCUGAACAGGAAUCCUUACUGAUAUUUAUUGAACAUUGAUUCCCCGCCCCCAGUUUAUGGAUAUGCUGCUUGGACACGGAAGGGAAGAGAGUGGUGGUUCUGUCUUAAACGCAGGAGCUGGGCCAGAGAGAAGCAUGCCCUGCCCCCCCCCGCCCCCUCCCCGUGAGGGCAGGCCUUUGAGAGGCCGCGCUACCUUAAGCCGAAAUCGGCGCGUUUUUCGUUCUGGGCUGCCCUGUUUUGUCAUCGAGGUCUUGAGGGUGACUUGUCAUGGGGGGGGGGUUUGCCAUGUAAGACGGGAGCAUCAUGGUGGUGGCAGAGGGUGUGGUGGAGUGAGGAACCUUCCGUGGGGGCCCCAGAAUCUUCCUGGAGCUCCCCAGACAGCAAGGCCCCAUCCAGUGGCCCAUGGCCAGGGUCGGCUGGCUCCUGUGAUUCAAGCUUGUGCUUUGUGAUUGAAAUGUAACAGGUCCUUGCAGUUUCUUGAGGUGUGUGUGUGUGUGUGUGUGUGUGUGUGUUUGAAUGGAUCAUUGGACCACAGCGUUCUGUCAACGGCCCCCUCCCCCCCAGGCCCUGCAGAGACGCCGACAGCUGUGGGAAGACUCGCAGCACCCUUUCCUCCAGACCCUUCGUUUUGGCGUUCGGGUUUUUGUGUUAAGUUAAUGUGUACAUUCUGUUUGCCCUCGUUCCUUGUACUAUACGUCUGUAUAUAUCGUAUGGCAAAAGAGUAUUAAUCCACUAUCUCUAGUGCUUGACUUAAAUCAGUACAGUACCUGUACCUGCACGGGCCCCUCCGUGUGUCGCCCUAUAUUGAGGGCUCAAGCUUUCCCUUGUUUUUUGAAAGGGGUUUAUGUAUAAAUAUAUUUUAUGCCUUUUUAUUACAAGUCUUAUACUCUGACUUUUGCCAUGGCAUUUUGUUCUACUUAUACUGUAAAUUAUG
Messenger RNA from Condylura cristata (star-nosed mole), 3671 nucleotides. RefSeq names its product axin 2 (gene AXIN2). The coding region runs from base 109 to 2439 and encodes 776 amino acids. The transcript has 9 exons. Gene Ontology annotation, biological process: negative regulation of canonical Wnt signaling pathway. The record is from RefSeq and is a predicted model, not a curated record. NCBI's taxonomy places the organism in Eukaryota, Metazoa, Chordata, Mammalia, Eulipotyphla, Talpidae.